Messenger RNA from Colossoma macropomum (tambaqui), 758 nucleotides. Its product is annotated as putative adhesion G protein-coupled receptor E4P. The transcript is spliced from 5 exons. Bases 267 to 758 code for a protein of 163 amino acids. The record is from RefSeq and is a predicted model, not a curated record. Lineage: Eukaryota; Metazoa; Chordata; Actinopteri; Characiformes; Serrasalmidae. Gene Ontology annotation, biological process: cell surface receptor signaling pathway; adenylate cyclase-activating G protein-coupled receptor signaling pathway. Gene Ontology annotation, cellular component: membrane. Gene Ontology annotation, molecular function: G protein-coupled receptor activity.
GGGACCUGUCCUUGGAGCUGCUCAACACAGUGGCCGUGGCAGUAGGUCUGGGGUUUCUGAGUUUGGCUCUGUUGACCUUUGCCCUUUGUCGACGGAACCCAAGAGUAAACAACACUGCUCGGAUAAACUUAAGCUUAAACCUGCUUCUGGCUCACUUCAUCUUCCUGCUCACACAGAGUUUCUUGGAGUACAUACAGACUAAUAAGUUGGCUUGCGUAGUACUGGCAGGUGUUCUUCACUUCCUCUUUCUCUCUGCUUUUGUGUGGAUGUUCAAUGAAGGUGUGCUGCUCUUCCUCUCAGUGAAGAACCUCACAAAGAUCAGAUCAAAGCAGAAGGAGGUGCUUAGCUGGAAAUAUCUGCUAGUGAUUGGAUACGUCAUUCCUCUGACUGUGGUGGGCGUGUCUGUUGGACUGUUUCCUGAUGGUUAUGGCAGUGAACAGUGCUGGAUUAAGACAGACAGGAACUUUAUGUGGAGUUCUCUGGGUCCUGUAUGUUUUAUUCUUACACUCAACCUAAUACUUUUCAUGGCCAUCAUCAUUACUCUGAGAACCACCAUGGCAGGACUGAACAGUGAACAUUCCAAAAUCAAAGAAAUCAAAAUUCUUGUCUUCAAAACCCUGGUGCAGUUUGUCAUCCUCGGUUGUCCCUGGAUCCUGGGGUUCUUCACACAGGGCAGUAAGGUGUUGGAGAUUGUCUUCCUGUUUCUCAACUCCAUCUUCCUGGUCCACUGUGUCUUCAACCAAGAGGUCAGUCAUUGA